AUGACGAAAGCCGAGGCAGCCAUUCGCAUUGUGUAUUGGAAAGCAGGUAAACUGAAUAUCCAACAAAUUGUACCGGGCAUGUUAAUGGCACUUGUAUAUAUGCAUAUUUAUACGCAUUCAUUUCAUAUCCAUCACUUCAUUCUUAUUACUUGCAUCUCACCUCAUUCGUUUGUUAAAAGAAUUUGGAAUUUGGAGAAGAGAAUGGCACAGAGAACUAAAGAGCUUCUUUUUCUGAUGCUUCUCAUUGUGUGGGGUAGCUAUGUGAGUGCAAGUAGAAAAUUAUUGACAGAUAGCCCAAAAGUAGAAGAGGAAGGGUCUUCAAGUCCAAAGACCAUCACCUUCUUUAUGCACCACAUAACGGGAGGACCAAACCCAACUGCCAAUCCUGGACUUGGAGUUGCAGGAUUUCCCAUUGGCACUGGCAAUGCCAUCUCUGGCCUGCCAAACCAGUUUGGAAACACCAUCAAUUUCAAUGGGAAUGGGAACGGUCCUCUUCCAUUGACCAUUCCAAGUGGAGCCAUCAACAAUUCUCCUUUCUUUGGCCAGCUGCCCAUCUCUUCCACCAACGGAGGAGUGCAGGGCAUAGGCUCACUCAUUCCAGGCCUUGGCCUUAAUGCACCUACCUUAGGCCUUCAGAACUCCUUUCCCAACACAAAUAUUAUUAAUGGCGGACUAAAUCCUCUUGGAGGGUCCUCGGGUAUCCCACUGAAUAAUGUGGUUGUGAUUGAGGACACCCUGACAGAAGGUCCUGAUCUACACUCAUCUGCUGUUCUUGGAAAGGGGGAGGGAUAUUAUUAUCACUUGCCCAGCCAUGUUGAAGAGGAAGAUCCCAAUACAUUGUUGCUGGCUUUCACAGCCAAAUUUGAAGGUUCUGAAUACGGAGGUAGCAGCAUUGAAUUCUCAGGCAAAGACGAGAUUGCAUUGGCACAGAGGGAGGUUGCAGUAGUAGGAGGGAGCGGUGUGUUCCAUGACGCUCAAGGCCAUGCUCUCAUAGAGACCGUUUCUCACACAGUCGAUGAGACGGUGCUCAAAUUCACCGCCACUCUUACCUAUGAAUGA
Cryptomeria japonica (Japanese cedar) is the source of this 1059-nucleotide messenger RNA. RefSeq names its product dirigent protein 16. The coding region runs from base 1 to 1059 and encodes 352 amino acids. The transcript has a single exon. NCBI's taxonomy places the organism in Eukaryota, Viridiplantae, Streptophyta, Pinopsida, Cupressales, Cupressaceae. The record is from RefSeq and is a predicted model, not a curated record.